This is a messenger RNA of Melampsora larici-populina 98AG31, 1284 nucleotides long. RefSeq lists its product as uncharacterized. The record is from RefSeq and is a predicted model, not a curated record. The coding region runs from base 1 to 1284 and encodes 427 amino acids. The transcript has 6 exons. NCBI's taxonomy places the organism in Eukaryota, Fungi, Basidiomycota, Pucciniomycetes, Pucciniales, Melampsoraceae.
AUGGCUCGAAUUACUGUACAAUCUCAUAGCCAGAAGAAGCAUUCAACCAGUGUUCUCCCUGAUAUCUUGACCGAAGCCAAAGCCCUUCAAGAGCUAUACAAUCACCACAAGUCCAUGCUUGCUUUAAUGGGAAAUGUUACUACUUUCACUCUUAACAAAGCCUUAGGCGAGAUUGGAGGAACUUGUGAAUCUGGAGCUUAUCAGAAGUGGCUGAGGUACAGCAAAGAGAGAUGUUGUCACAACAUGCCUGCAGGUGGUCAGACUGGUAUAUUAGGUGCUACAAAUAAGCUUCUUGGGGAAAUAUGGACAGCUCUUCCUCUGGAUCACCGCAAAGUAUUUCAUCCACCCGUCUUUUAUGCUCUUUCCGGUAUUUCACAUUCCGCUGUUGAAGGAAGUGACAAUGAAGACAAAGAACCUGUACAACCUCUGGUGCUUGACCCUGAAGAACAAACUCAGUUACAGGCUUUAUAUGAUGAAUUAGUUUGUAAGGAAAGGGUGGCUCAGGAUUAUGCUAAGAUGGCAGCCGGUAUUCCAGAUGGACCAACUCUGCCAGAUUACAAUCAAAAAUCAAAAAGAUGUUUGGAGUGUAUUCACACUCAGCUUUGUAAUGAAUCCAAGAACAUGGAUCUUGCUUACUAUCUUCUAGCUUGCUGCACGCAUGCUGCAACUGAGUCAAGCUCAUCUUCUCCUGGAUGGUUCAGAGAGUUCACAUCACACAAUGAAAUGGCAUUGUAUGUAAAUAAGAAAAGUAACCUCGGAACUGUAUUUGCAGCUUGGGUCCAAGGGCUCUCCGUUGCUGAGGUGGUUGCUUCUACAAUUGUGGGAAGUACAAUGGUAGAGAAUCCGGCUGCUUUACUUCUAUCAAAAUUCAGUAAAAUGAUUGGCUACGAACAUGGAUUUCCAAGAGGACCUGAUCCGGAAAGUAUUUUGGAAAACAAGUAUCUACUUAAAAUCAUUCAAUUACCUGGCUCCAAACUUUCAAAGGAGGUCUUGAAGCUAGGUUUCAAUGGGAUGAACGGUUGUAGGAAGAUUUGGUUGGAUGAUGUCCAGGCAAACCUUUUCAAGAUGGUUAAGUUGUCAUCUGCCCACUCUGACGGUGAACAUGAAGAUGAUAAUAUCCGUGAUAAUUCUGGUGCUGAACAAGAAGUAAUGAGGACUCAGGAUAUUCAAAAUAACCUGGAAACUGAUGACCUGAUGGGCUCAGAAGAGAAGUGGAAUGGGUUAGGUGAAGAUUUUGACGAGGAAUCAAAAUUGAGAAACUUAAGAUUGAUCCUAAAUUUGUAA